Molecule: messenger RNA, 852 nt
Organism: Durotheca rogersii
Lineage: Eukaryota; Fungi; Ascomycota; Sordariomycetes; Xylariales; Xylariaceae
Exons: 1
Coding region: 1-852 (283 amino acids)
Source: RefSeq, a predicted model, not a curated record
AUGUCUUCCUUCGUCAAGACCGUCUCCACCCUGGCCUCCCUGGCCUCCCUCGCCGCCGUCAACCUCGCCGCCCCCGUCGACCUCGGCAGCAGCAGCGCCCUCGCGCGGCACGAAUCCGACUGCGCCGCCGGCAGCACCUUCUACGUGUGCGCGAACGGGUACCGCGGGUGCUACGCCGCGGACCCGUGCGCGCUGCCGCCGGUCCAGGAGAACGAGUCCGAGACCACGUACCCGACGAACCCGGACCCCGCCGAGGGCGAGGAGGGGGACGGGGGUGACGAACAGGACGAGGAGAGCGGCGACGAGACGCCCGUCUACGCCUGCCCCGCGCCGGGCGAGACCGCGCUGAUCUGGCAGCCGACGCUGUACAACCUGUGGCCGUCGGAGCCGGCGCGCGCGGAGGCCGCGGUGUCGGGCGUGGCUAUCUCGGCGGGCGAGCCGGGGGGAGCGCGGGAGCAGGCGGUGGCGUUCCGGGGGGUGCCGGCGGGGGCUAGGGACUGCGUGCUGAACUGGGCGCAGGCGGCGGAGGCGGCGGCGGCGCGGCCGGGGUUCGCGGUCGAGGGCAGCGGGUUCGCGGCGGUGCGGCCGCUGACGGGGUUCCCGGCGGCGGGCGCGCCCGUCUCCGCCGCGGCCGUCGCCCCCUUCGUCGACCCCGCCGCCAAGGUCGCCCACGCCGACUUCACCUUCUGGGACCGCGAUCCCGCCGCCUGGAACCACACCGUCGGCCCCGUCGCCGCCGGCUGCGCCCCCGACCUCUACUUCCGCCUCUGGCUCGACACCGCCAACGGCGACGGCAGCGUCUCCCUCCAGCAGGACCGCCAGAAUGGCUUCUACCUCUCUUACACCUGCUAG